Urocitellus parryii (Arctic ground squirrel) is the source of this 8238-nucleotide messenger RNA. RefSeq names its product replication timing regulatory factor 1 (gene Rif1). Lineage: Eukaryota; Metazoa; Chordata; Mammalia; Rodentia; Sciuridae. The record is from RefSeq and is a predicted model, not a curated record. Gene Ontology annotation, biological process: telomere maintenance. Gene Ontology annotation, cellular component: chromosome, telomeric repeat region; nucleus.
GCACGCGUGAGUAAACUGCCCGAGUCGCCAAAGUCAGGCUUUGGCAGCCUGCAAGUGCAGCGGCGCAGUGGCGGAGAGGACGCUGUCCUGAACAUUGGUGGCCGACAUGACGGCCCCAGGUCCGAGCCCUCUCGCGCCGCUGUUGGAGACACUGGAAGACUCUUCCGCCUCCCUGGGCGAGCAGACGGAUGCCUACCUAACUUUGACCAGUCGGAUGACUGGAGAAGAAGGAAAAGAAGUCAUCAUAGAAAUUGAGAAAAAUCUUCCUCGGCUGUACAAAGUUUUAAAGAGUCAUAUUUCCAGUCAAAACUCAGAACUGUGUAGUGCUGCUCUACAGGCCUUGGGGUUUUGCUUAUAUAAUCCCAAAAUUACUUCAGGAUUAUCAGAGGCAAAUAUUCAAGAAUUGCUUUCAAAAUUGAAUAAUAUUGUUAAGAAUUCAGACAAAAAUGUAUGCACCAGGGCACUUUGGGUAAUAUCCAAACAGACGUUCCCCACUGAAGUUGUUGGAAAAGUGGUAUCCAGUAUAAUUGACUCAUUAGAAAUAGUAUUUAAUAAAGGAGAGAUACAUUCUGCCGUUGUUGAUUUUGAAGCAUUAAAUGUUAUCAUAAGGCUAAUUGAACAAGCUCCAGUUCAAAUGGGAGAAGAGUCAGUGAGAUGGGCAAAAUUGGUCAUACCUUUAGUGGCUCAUUCAGCACAGAAGGUUCAUUUGAGGGGAGCCACUGCUCUGGAGAUGGGAAUGCCAUUGUUGCUUCAGAAACAACAAGAAAUAGCAUCUAUUACAGAGCAGCUUAUGACUACUAAAUUAAUUUCAGAACUCCAAAAGCUAUUUAUGAGUAAAAAUGAGACCUACGUGUUAAAAUUGUGGCCUUUGUUUGUCAAACUUCUUGGAAAGACUUUGCAUCGAAGUGGAAGUUUCAUCAAUUCUUUGUUACAUUUGGAGGAACUGGGAUUUCGUAGCGGAACACCCAUGAUUAAAAAAAUAGCUUUUAUUGCAUGGAAGAGCUUAAUAGAUAAUUUUGCCUUAAAUCCAGAUAUUCUGUGUAGUGCAAAAAGACUCAAGUUGUUAAUGCAGCCUUUGAGUUCCAUCCAUGUGAGAACAGAAACUCUAGCAUUAACAAAGCUAGAAGUCUGGUGGUAUUUACUGAUGAGACUUGGACCUCAUCUCCCUGCAAAUUUUGAACAGGUUUGUGUUCCUCUGAUUCAGAGUACAAUUAGCACUGAUUCUUGUGUCUUACCUCAAGGCAAUUCAUCUCGUAUAGCUACUUCUCCAGGUUUAAGUCCUAUGACUCCUGUACACAAAGGUGCUUCCCCCUAUGGAGUUCCUGGAACUCCACGCAUGAACAUGAGUUCAAAUUUAGGUGGAAUGGCCACAAUCCCUUCCAUUCAACUUUUGGGACUUGAAAUGUUGCUUCAUUUUUUGAUGGGUCCAGAAGUAUUGAGUUUUGCUAAGCAGCACAAACUUGUGUUGAGCUUAGAGCCACUUGAACAUCCAUUAAUCAGCAGCCCUUCAUUUUUUUCCAAGCACGCACAUACACUUAUUACUGCCGUACAUGAUAGCUUUCUUGCAGUUGGAAAGGAUGCUUCUGAUGCAGUUGUCAGUGCUGUCUGGAAGGAGCUAAUUAGCUUGGUGAAAUCAGUUACUGAAUCAGGUAACAGAAAAGAAAGAUCAGGGUCUGAAGUUCUGACCCUCCUACUAAAAUCUUUGGAAAGUAUAGUAAAGUCAGAAGUAUAUCCUGUGUCAAAAACAUUGGUCCUCAUGGAAAUUACAAUUCAAGGACUUCCUCAGAAAGUAUUAGGUUCACCAGCAUAUCAGGUUGCUAAUAUGGAUAUUCUUAAUGGAACUCCAGCUUUGUUCUUAAUUCAGUUAAUUUUCAACAAUAAUCUCCUGGAAUGUGUAGCAGAUGAAAGGUUUUUUCUCAAUCUUGAAACACUUGUAGGUUAUGUGCUUUCUGGUCCAACUUCACCAUUAGCGUUUAGUGACUCAGUAUUAAAUGUUAUUAAUCAAAAUGCAAAGGAAUUGGAAAACAAGGAGCAUCUCUGGAGAAUGUGGAGUAUUAUAGUCACGCCAUUAACUGAAAUGAUUAAUCAGACCAAUGAAGUGAAUCAAGGUGAUGCAUUAGAACAUAAUUUUAGUGCCAUCUAUGGUGCACUUACUUUGCCAAUCAACCAUAUUUUUUCAAUACAGAAAUUUCCUCUGGCUACCAUGAAGACUUUACUUAGAAGUUGGUCAGAAUUAUAUAGAGCAUUUGCUCGCUGUGCUGCCUUGGUGGCAACAGCAGAAGAGAAUUUGUGCUGUGAAGAACUUUCUUCCAAGAUAAUGUCCAGUUUGGAAGAUGAAUCGCUUUCAAAUUUGUUGUACUUGGACAGGAUUGUUCAUAUUAUUACUGUAAUGGUUGAUUGCAUCGAUUUUUCACCAUAUAAUAUUAAAUAUCAGCCCAACGUUAAAUCACCACAGAGAUCUUCAGAUUGGUCCAAAAAGAAGAAGGAGCCCCUAGGGAAAUUGGCUUCUUUAUUUAAACUUAUUGUGAAAGUGAUCUAUUCUUUCCACACUCUGAGCUUCAAAGAAGUAUAUUCUGAUACUCUACUUGCUAUUGGCACCUCGAUCACCAAUAUGCUUUCCAAUGUUUUUGGACAUAUUUCUCUGCCAUCUAUGAUCCGAAAAAUAUUUGCAACUUUAACAAGACCCCUGGCAUUAUUUUAUGAAAACUCAAAGCUUGAUGAAGUUCCAAAAGUGUACAGUUGUCUGAACAACAAGUUAGAAAAGCUCUUAGGAGAAAUUACUGCUUGUCUACAGUAUAGCUACACUGGAAUUUAUGACAGUGAACUUCUUGAACAGCUUUCUCCACUGCUCUGUAUAAUAUUUUUGCACAAGAAUAAACAGAUUCGAAAACAAAGUGCUCAGUUCUGGAAUGCCACAUUUGCUAAAGUGACGAUGUUGACUUACCCUGAGGAAUUAAAACCAGUACUAAGACAAGCCAAACAGACACUUUUACUUCUCUUGCCUGGUUUGGAAAGUGUUGAAAUCAUGGAGGAAUCCAGUGGACCAUAUUCAGAAGUAAUGGAAAACUCACAAUUAAAUGUGAAGAUAAGUGGUAUGGAAAGAAAAUCAAGUGGAAAAAGAGAUUCCUUUUUGACACAAACAAAGGAUAAGAAAGAAAAUGUGAAACCAUCAGUCAAACUAAAAUUAGAAUCUUCAUCUCCAAAAGUAAAGAGUGAAAUGCUGUUGGAAGAGGAAAAGUCAGAAGAUUUUGUGUUUAUUCCUCCAGAAGAAAAAGAAGCAAAGGAAAGAGUAUUAACUGAACAUCAAAAAGAAGUACUCAAAACAAAACGGUGUGAUAUUCCUGCCAUGUAUAAUAAUCUGGAUGUUUCACAAGAUACCUUAUUUUCUAGUCAUUAUAGUCAGGAAGAGUCUGUGGAAACACCUAAUUCAAGUGAAAAACCAAUGGAAGAUUCUGAGAUGAUAAUUAAGGAAAAGCAAAUGCAGCAUGACAGUGUUAUUCCUCAAGAUACCAAGGAAAACUGUGGUAUGAAUGAACAUCUUGAAAAGGCUUCUGUUUCAAAUAAUGGAUGUAGUUCUGUUGAGGAAACCAAUCCAGAAGUAUUAAUGACCAGUAGUAAUGAUGUCGGAAAAAUCACCUUAACUUCAUCAAAGAAAGCUUCAGCUGAAUGUAUACCUAAUGCAGAAAGUUCAUUUGUUGUCAACAGCUCAGUUUCUAAUUCCUCUAUUUCUGGAACUCCCCCUCAGCCCACAAGUCGAAGGCAAACCUUUAUUACGUUAGAAAAGUUUGAUGGUUCAGAAAAUAGACCUUUCAGCCCGUCCCCCUUAAAUAGUAUAUCAUCAGUUGUUACAGUGAAAAAUAACCAGGAAAACAUGACUAAAACAGAUACUACUUUAAAAACAAAGAAAAGAGAAGUGACUCGAUCAAAAUCUGAUUCAGAGAAAGUGGUGAAUGGAGUUAAGAGAUCAAGCCGGAGAUCUAGUAAAGCUGAGCAGUCUGGGAAUAAAAAGUCUAAGCCCUUAAUGAAAUCUGAAGAGGAGAAAAAUACUCAGGAAUCUACCGAAGACAUGAUAGCCUUAGAAAAUAACCCACCUAGUUUGCUUAACCAAACAGAAUGUGUGCAGAAUAAUCAGGGUCAUCUUUCUGAACCUACAGUGGAGUAUGAAGACACAAAGCCUAAAUCAACAAUAGAAAAUGAUGUAGUGUUGGAAAAUAAUAGUGUGGAAGAGAAAAAUGGAGAGGUUAAUUUGGAAUCCAAAGAAAAUACACCCCCAGUCAUAAUACCAGCAGAUCAAAUGGUAAAUGAAGAGAAUCAGGUUCAGAUAACUUCAAACCAAAAAACCCUUAGACGAUCUUCAAGGCGACGUUCAGAAAUAAUAGAGUCAAACACUGAUAGCCAAGAUAAAGAAAAUAGUCACCAAAAAAAGGAAAGACGUAAGGAAGAAGAAAAAUCUCUUCAAAAGAGUCCAUUGCAUGUAAAAGAUGAUGUGUUACCUAGGCAAAAACUGACUUCUGAACAUGCAGUACAGGAAAAUUUAGUUGAGAAAGGAAAUAAUUUACAUGAGAAAACUUUGGGGGAAACCAGUGCUAAUGCUGAAAUUGACCAAAAUAAAAGAAAACCAGACCUUGAGAAUAUUAGUUCUGAAGCAGAUAGUGCCCAGGACAUUGCUGAUAAGUCCUCUGAGAAACCUUUAAGGGGACGAACGCGUUAUCAAACAAGAAGAGCAUCUCAGGGUUUGCUUUUCAGCAUUGAGAACUCAGAAUCUGAUAGUUCUGAGGCAAAAGAAGAAGGAUCAAGGAAGAAGAGAUCUGGAAAGUGGAAAAACAAAAGUAAUGAUAGUGUUGACAUGGAAGAACAAGAAGAAAAAAUGGUACAAGAGUGUAUAAAAGUUGAAAAUCAGACACCUGAGUCUAAAGCAAUUUCUGAAGUAGAUAUGAAAUCUCAGAUUUGUGAAACAGGUGAAAGUACUGUGAUAAUACCUCAAGAAUCUAAAAUAUCUUCAGAUUUGUUGCAAGUUUCUGAUGAUGUACCAAAUACACAUGAAGGAAAAAGUAAGACUAGCAAAUGCACAGAAAAUUCCUUUACAUGGCCACCUGUGCCAGAAUCAAAUCUAAGGACUAGAAAUGCCAAUAAAAGGUUACAUAAGGGAGAUUCAGAUAGUGUGGGAGAGUGUUCAAAAGUGGGGCCAUCAAGCAUUGCCCUGCUUUCUGAAAAAAGUAUUCAAAUUGUUGAAUGCCAGCACAAGAGAAGUAGGAGGGUCAGGCGAUCUAAAGGUUGUGACUGCUGUAGGGAAAAAUCACAGCCCCAGGAAAAUUCAUUUAUUGGGUUAAGGAACAUAGAAAAUGAUGAUGAAAAGAAUAGUGAAACAAAAGCAGAUGUGCAGACACCUGGAACUGUAUCAAAAACUUGUGAUGCUAAUCUGCAUUCUGAAGUAAAAAUUUUAGAUGAACAUCCCAGUGUGAAUUUUGAUUUGGGUCUCAAGGAGGAGAACGAUACUAUAAAUGAUUUAGUAAUUGUACCUGCAACUGAAUUGAAAGAAAAUACUAUUGAAAAAUCUGUUCCUCCUGAAAUAGUAAAUUUUAAGGAGGACACUUGUGAUAUGGAUUCUGGUGUGGCAACGUGUCUUGAAAAUGAGGAGCCAUCUAAUAUAUUAAAAGUUGUGGGCCCAUGUGCAUGUGAUUCCAUGGACAGUUCACAGAAAUGUUCUCCUUUGGACACUAAAAAAAGGAAACAAGAGUUUUCUCCAGAAGAAGUUAACAUUGUUAAUGUUGAAGGAAAUGCAUGUAAAGCAACAGUGGGAUCAAAUCUGGAAGUAGAAGCUAUGGAAUUGGAUAUAAAAAGUGAUAAAUCUGAAACUAGCUUAGAAAAAGAUAAAUCUGAAGCUAACUUGGUUGAGAAAAAGAGUGCCAAAAUAGAUAUUUCUGAAGAAAUGGUAGCAGAGGGAAAUACUAAAAGUGGCAUACCUGAAGCAGAUAAAGCUGAAGAAGUCAAUGCUGAAGAAUUGAAUGCUGAAGCAGCUGCAGCACAGGAAUAUAACUCAGGUACUGGUCUUUCUGAUAAUACCACACCUAUAAAUGUGAAUCCUCAGAUGGAGAUUUCUGAACAAAAAGCAAAUGGGAAAUUGGGUGGAGGAAGUAAUGAAUCUGAUCUAAGCUCACUUGAAGAAAUCAAUUCUGAAAUUGAAAAUUAUGAAAAGACAGUGACUGAGCAGGUGAAUUCUGAAACUGACAGUGUCGAGGAAACAAAGGACAGGGACAGGACUACCAAAACCUCUAAGCCAGAAGAAGCUCAAACAGAAAGUUUGAAUGUAGAAACUGACAACUUUAUUCCUGACACACUUGAAAUGAACACUGAAGAAGGAAAGAUUGAAUGUAAUAAAACUGAAACUAAUAUUGAACUUAAUAAAUCUGAAGAAAUGAAAUUAGAUGACAAUCAAGUGGUAGUAGGAAAUGAUACUUUACAGGAAGUUCAUCAUACUUCAGAGACAAUGGAGGAAACAUUACAGUCUUCGUCAUCUGAAACAGCUAUCUCUGAACUGGUAACAGAAGAUAAUAAUGCAUCUCCUCAAAAAUUAAGGGAGCUUGAUCCUUUACUUUUGUCUGCAAACGACAGUCCUAGUGGUAUGCAAACACGAUGUGUCUGGUCCCCAUUGGCUUCUCCAUCUACCAGCAUUUUAAAGAGAGGAYUGAAAAGACCCCAAGAAGAUGAGAUCUCCUCACCUGUUAAUAAGGUUCGACGUGUCUCAUUUGCAGAUCCAAUAUACCAGGCAGGAUUGGCAGAUGACAUUGAUAGGCGAUGUUCCAUUGUUAGGUCCCAUUCUUCAAGUAGUUCUCCCAUAAUGAAAAAUGUUAAAACAUCACCUACUGCACAAUCUAAGCAUAAUACCACUUCAGCUAAAGGAUUUCUGUCCCCAGGAUCACGUAGCUCUAAAUUUAAGAGCUCAAAGAAGUGUUUAAUAACAGAAAUGGCCAAAGAAUCCAUUCCUUGCCCAACAGAAAGUGUUUACCCAGCUUUGGUGAACUGUGCAGCACCAGUUGACAUUAUUUUGCCUCAGAUAACAUCAAAUAUGUGGGCAAGAGGCCUAGGACAACUUAUCAGAGCCAAGAAUAUAAAAACAAUUGGCGAUCUGAGUUCUCUUACAGCAUCUGAAAUAAAAACUCUUCCUAUCCGGUCUCCCAAAGUUUCUAAUGUAAAAAAGGCUCUUAGAGUAUAUCAUGAACAGCAGGUAAAAUCUCGUGGAUUAGAAGAGAUUCCAAUUUUUGAUAUUACUGAAAAAGCAGUAAAUGGAAUAGAAAAUAAGUCUCUCUCAACUGAUGAAGAACGACUUGCCUCAGAUUUACUUGAUCCUGUUCCCUUUGAAACUCCAUUAUCUAAAAAUCUUGUURCACAGAUUAGUGCUCUUGCUCUUCAACUGGAUGCAGAAGAUCUCCACAGUUAUUCAGGAAGCCAGCUAUUUGAAAUGCAUGAGAAACUUGGUACUAUGGCAAACUCUAUAAUAAAAAAUCUGCAGUCACGAUGGAGAUCAACAGCCCAUGAAAAUUCCAUUUAGUGUUUUAAGAGAAAUUGAAUUUUUUAAAACAUCCCCAGAUUUCUUGAUUGGUAUAUUUCAGACUUGUUUUAUCAAUCAGUUUAAAAGGGGAGACCUCAAGGUUGAUAACAUUUCAAACCUGUGAAGGGCAGUGACUUAAUAAGUUCAGUUUUAUAAGAUCAUUAAGUAAGAUUUUUUUUCCCCAUUGUUUCUUGGCUGCUAUAGUUUUUUCAAGAAAUGUUAAAUACCUUAUUUAGAUUUGAAAGCAAAAGCAGAAACAAGCAUUCAUUUUACUUCAUAUUUUUAAACUCCAUGCAUAUUUUGGUUAAACAUGUAAUGCAAAAUACUUUAAUGUUGAAAAUUUUUAUUUGAUUUUUGCUAAACUGAUAAAGGCAUUUAUAGUUUGUUUGUUUGUUUGUUUAAUUGUUCAUAUAUAUAUUGUGCCUGAGGUACAGGAAAUUUGUUUUUUGUAAAGGCCUCAAAUGGGAUGUAAAAAAACUGGGACUUUUUCCCCACAAAUGUCACCUUUGGACAAUUUCGGGAAAAAUACCAAAAGUUUUAAUUUCUUGAGGUAGAAAUAUUAUUGUAGAAUUUCUCAGAUUCCCUUCAUUUGCAUUAGCAAGUAUUUGUGCAGCUUCCUGUGAAAAUUUAUUAGACAUAGUAUUCCUUUCUAAAUGCAUGACUGUUUGUACAUUAUGUGUAGAUGACUU